UAACUUCCAUUGUAUGGAGGAUUGGUUUAAGCUUUAUUGAUAGCAAAAUAACUAAUAAGAUAUGCAAUCGGCUCUAAGGCCAUUACAGCAUGUUGUACAGGUGCAUAAAAAAGUUAUCAGUAUAAAGAGAAAAGAGAAAGAAGAAAGAAAAUCUAUAACAAUAACAAUAGUAAUAAAUUCAAGAGAAAUAUAUAUAAAAAUAAAAAUAAAAACAGAAGGAAAAAAGAAAAAUAUAAUAGGCCAUGUGAUGUCGAGCGAAUGAGAAUGAAAAAUAAGAAAGCGGCCAACGGUUGAUUUGCCCUUUACCAUCUCGGGCUUUUCUCAAUAAAGUCACUCACACGAUCUAUUAUCAACUGAGAAGUCUCUGUGUUGCUAGUCGAAAUGUUCAACAUGGGAAGUUCAAUCGACAAAUUAAUAGAAUCUAGAUGUUCGAUGGCCUCCUUUCGAAUUGUAUCAUACAAUUUGCAGUGAAGAAGAAAAUGCUCUAUUGUCUCCUCGCUAUCGUCACCACAGGAGCACAAAGGCGAAUUGAUGUAACUCCGUUCAUAUAAAUAGGAAUUCAGCUGCGGGAAAAUUACAUUUCAAGCGCAUGAACAUGGUUUCAGACCUUCUGUUUGGAAAAGUGAUGUGCUUAGGAAAAACAAGCAGCUCCCUUUUAUCAAUAAACGAUUUUUUCAGCUUGUAUUUUAUUGUAUUAAUUUUUAAGACACACAGAGACAGACAUGUUAUCAAGAAAGCAUUCCAUUCAUCUGUGGCUACCGAAAAAGAAUUUCUAACGCGUUCAACUGGUACCAGUCGUCCACUAUUUCGUAGAUUAUACCUCUGAUUUUGGUGUCGCUGAAUGUAAUCAGUUAAAUUAGAUGCAGUGAAACUGCGUAUAAUUUUUGCAUAAAGUGUCAGACGAUUGAUGUAAAAGAUAUCGCAUAGUUUUAACCAUCCCAAACUAGAUAAUACUCGUUCAGUUGAUGUCUCUUUCAUGCAACCUAACACAACAAGAUCAGCAUGGUACUGAAUUAUUUCCAUCUUUUUGAGAUUGUCUUCAGUUGUGAUAGAAAAAAGGACAGAGCCAUAAAUAAAUAAAUUAAGGACAUACGACUUAUAUAUCACAUCAAGCGUUUUUCUAUUCAACAACCAUGAACUGUAUUUCAUAAGACCGACAACCGAGCUAGCUCGUGAACAAACUUUAUUGAUGUGAGUUGUCCAACUAAGAUCAUAAGAUAAAUUAAUACUUAGAUACUUUACAAUCUCGAAUUCUUUGAUCGAAUUUCCACUAAGAAGAAGAGGAGGCAACUGUAAAGUCCUUGAGCUAUACCAACGACUAGAGAACAUUAUCGAUUCGCAUUUUUUGAAAUUAAGAUUCAAGCCCCACGACAUGGAGGAUUAAUUUUCAAAAAGAGUGUGUUCGACUUAUUUUGUCCAGGAGGAUAUAUUAAGACUAAACAUCAUACAAAAAUGGAUAACAUGUCUAUUUAGGUCGUACAACAUUAAUUGUUGCUCAUCGUCUCUCGACAAUUUCUCAUGCUGAUCUAAUUAUUGUUCUUAAAGAAGGUGAAAUAGUUGAACGUGGUGGUCAUGAAUAUUUACUUCAACUAAAUGGUGUCUAUGCUAGUAUGUGGAAUGAACAAUCGACAAGUUAUUUGGAGCCAACACUCAAUACCGACGAAGUAAAACAAGAUGAAGAACCAUUAGUAAAUCUGGAUGAUAAUCCACAUAAAUAA
Molecule: messenger RNA, 1718 nt
Organism: Didymodactylos carnosus
Lineage: Eukaryota; Metazoa; Rotifera; Eurotatoria; Philodinida; Philodinidae
Source: the annotation of a GenBank genome assembly